Hibiscus syriacus is the source of this 712-nucleotide messenger RNA. RefSeq names its product probable calcium-binding protein CML25. The transcript has a single exon. Gene Ontology annotation, molecular function: calcium ion binding. Bases 132 to 683 code for a protein of 183 amino acids. NCBI's taxonomy places the organism in Eukaryota, Viridiplantae, Streptophyta, Magnoliopsida, Malvales, Malvaceae. The record is from RefSeq and is a predicted model, not a curated record.
UCCCUCUGAAAGAACCGUACUCAUCCUGCAUAUUUAGGAAUCCAAAAAACAUUUUUUAUUCUUAAAUUUCUCGUUGAUUUCUCUUCGAUCUCAUUUUCCCUUUUUAGCCGGAAUCUCUGGAUUAAAAUUCAAUGGGGUUUGGGUCGGUUUUCAGUCGAAAAAAGAGCCAACGAUCCCCUAACUCAACAGCAUCUCCAAUGCAAACCCCGUCGAGAAACUUCUCCCAAAUACAUCUCCAAGAGCUCGAAGAGGUAUUCAAGAAGUUCGAUGUCAAUGGCGAUGGCAAGAUCUCGUCGUGCGAACUCGGUUCCGUCAUGUGUUCCCUCGGCCAAAAACCCUCCGACGAAGAACUCCGAAAUAUGAUCCAAGAAGUCGACGCCGACGGCGAUGGGUUCGUAGAUUUCGAGGAAUUCUUGGAGCUGAACACCAAGGGGGUCGAUUCCAAUGAGGUUUUGCAGGAUCUGAAAGAGGCGUUCUCUGUCUACGAUCUAGACGGGAACGGCUCGAUUUCGGCUGAGGAACUUCAUAAGGUUCUUCAAAGCCUGGGAGACGGUUGUUCCCUUUCUGAAUGUAGGAAGAUGAUAAGUGGUGUCGAUAAUGAUGGGAAUGGGAUGAUUGAUUUCGAAGAGUUUAAGACUAUGAUGAUGGCCGGCACAAGGUAUGGUUCCAUCAAUUCUUCUUAGUCAGUUCUUACCGUCGAACAUCGAUUGAU